Messenger RNA from Anarrhichthys ocellatus (wolf-eel), 9400 nucleotides. Its product is annotated as leucine zipper putative tumor suppressor 2 homolog. The record is from RefSeq and is a predicted model, not a curated record. Bases 5220 to 7292 code for a protein of 690 amino acids. Gene Ontology annotation, biological process: cell division; negative regulation of canonical Wnt signaling pathway. The transcript is spliced from 6 exons. Lineage: Eukaryota; Metazoa; Chordata; Actinopteri; Perciformes; Anarhichadidae.
CUCAUUGACUUCUAUACAACCAGAGGAGUCGCCCCCUGAUGGACACUAGAGAGAAUGCAAGUUUAAAGCACUUCUGAAUUUGCUAUGUUUGGCCCUUCAUCCCAAAAGUAAGUUGUGCCAGGAGAAUACUUCACGUAGCAUGUACACGUAGCAUGUACACGUAGCAUGUACACGUAGCGUGCUGCAUCCUCUGUUGUCACUUGUGGAUGAUUCUGCGAGCAUGAAAAACAACCGUGUUCCCGGUGAUCCGCGGAGGCAGUUAGUGUGAUCUUGACAUUCACAGCUGCUGCAGGGAGGCUUGUAUGUGCUGAAGUACAGGCCUGGAGCCUCUCUUGACUCUCACCACCACCGCCGUCGUUUUCCCACUCACUUCACUCCUCAGCUGUGUCAACUGCCCGCUGUCCUGCUGUAAUCCAUCCCACACCUUCUGCUGGUGGUGAAGCCCACAGUCAUUCUCACAGACUGUGGUCAGGAACAUGAGAAUAAAAAAGGUCCGCAGUUAAAGAUGGAGUUGUUUCAUCAGAGUAAAAAUUGUCCCCAACCAAGGAAAAAACCCCACAAACAACCACACAUCCCUUUGUCCUGUCCAUCAACCCCUAAAAAUGUGGUGACAUCGCUAAAAAGAAGUCAGAGGAGGUAAGAAAAACAAAGCUUAAAGUAAAGAAACAAAAACAGUUUCACCAUCUUUAAACAUGCCUUUAACGGUCUUCAUCCUUUUUGUUUAAUUAUCUUGCAGUUAGAGGUGCAGUGUGUAAGUGGGACGACGCCUCCCCGAGGCCGGUUGUUUUUAGUGUUUUUAAAUACAUUUCUCCUCCUCGUCUCUGUGAUUUCUGCCCUGAUUAUAAUCUCCUGCUGAGGGGCCACGAGAUGGACAUAAACACACACACACACACACACACACACUGGAUUAAACACAGGCACUGAUGUGCACAGAAACAACAUACAAGACACGCAGUCCUGAAGGGAAGUUUUUGAAGUGGAGAGGCUGACCGUGAGGUGGGAGGCAUGCUGACUUGAGAGGUGAAGAGGUGUCGGGGAAGAACGAGGGUGCGGAUCAGAAGCUACGUGGGCGGUGGGAUGCACGGUGGGAUGCACGGUGGGAUGCACUGUCGGAUGCACUGUCGGGCAGUCGCUGCGUCACAACGUUGCAUAAGAGCUUACGCAGGCAGAGGGGAGGCGGGUCUGGAGGAAUCAGAGAUGCUGAGAGAUGGGAGAGUAUUUCAAACAAAGUAGUUAAUCUGUCCGUCACCGUUAGUUGUGAACUAUUUAACUACUCUUAAAUUAACUUUUUUGAUGAUUGAUUAAUUGGCUUAAGUAAAUUUGUAAGAUUCCAGCUUUUUACAUGUGAAUAUUUUCUGGUUUCUUUACUCUGUUGCAGUAAACUGAACAGUUUUAUGACACUUUUAUGUCAUUAGUUUGAUAUUGAUUAGACACUUAUACCUUAAAUAUGUAAUGUAUACCAACAGUGUACUUACCUUCUGAUGAUAAUUACUUCAGAUCAACUUCAAGCAUCUCUUUUAGACCACUCAAGUCUUUUCAUAGACUUAAUGUGUUUUUUGCCGUAUUGUGACAUACAGUAUAUUUUAAUAUCCAACCAAUAAGGUCAAGCCAAUUAUCCAACAAUCUAGUUGCCCACUAAUUACAAGGCUUUGGAUACAUUUGUUCCAGGAGAUCACCACCCUCUUCGCUAACUCCUGGUUCUUCCUCCUCAUCCUCAACCCCUCACUCCUCUCGCUGCAGUGCAAAUGGAGUUUUCUCUAAAAUGUGGGAGGAUGUUUGAGGUCUGGCCUGGAUGAUCCUAGAUGAGGAUGUCUGAGAAAAUACAGAGGUCUUGUGGCUGUUUCAGAUGGAAUGUGAUGCUUUGCAUGCGGGCCAUCUUUCACUGUCCAAACAACGCAGACACGCCAGUAUUCCCAGCGGAUUCACUUCCCACCGUCUGCCCAUUUCAUUCUUUAAAAUAAACAGCCGUUUGAACGUUCAAUCUUCUCAAUAACUUGUUUUCCCCUCUACAUUCAUGCUGUUAUGUUGUUGACCACAACCACGUACAAGCAAGCAGCUAUAAAAUGAGAACGAAUGGCAUGUUUGCAGUUGUUCCUAAUAGGCAUUCGUACUAUUGUCUCAGAUAUCCAGAGUACAGAACUGUCAACACAUCUGUGCGUUUGAUUUCCCUUCAUGCUGCACCACUUCCCUGUUUCCUGAGCGGCCUUUGUUCAGGGUGUGCUGGUGGUUCUCAACUUGUCGGGAAUCUUUGGCACAUGGCUGAACAUUAGGAUAAUAAACCGUAAGUGCUGUGGGUGGCAGUAGAAAGGGAAGAAGUGGGCCGCCUCCCUGUUCCUUAAUUGUGUGUGUGUGUGUGUGUGUGUGUGUGUGAGUGUGUGAGAGAGUGAGUGAGUGAGCCUGGCAAACGCUGAACCUCAUUUAUUCUCAUUUCUUCCCCUCCAUUACACUGCUCUUCCCAAUCGGUGCCUAAAUGUAUUGAGCAGUGUAGCUGUAGACUUCCUGUGCUCAAACACGUACAACUGCUCAAACUAAUGUUGAGUGUUUAUGAAUGUAAUCAGCUAGUCGUUGAUCUAGCUGAUUUAAAUGUGUUUAUGAAUUCCUAUCGUAUUUGUACGAUAAUGUUCUGCAUGGUGUUGCAAAACAGAGCUGAAAGGAGAGUGAAUAUUUAUCUGGUGGAGACAAACACAACUCCAAAUAGAUGCUGAUGUUGCGCAAAACACUGAAAAGAACUUGCAAAAACUAUUACAAAUCAUGUGUUUCUAGAGGUGGAUUUGACAUUUUAGGAGCUAAAAAAAUCUUUCUGUAUAUUACAAUGUGUUACUGCUCUUUGUGUCUUAUGAAACCUCCAGUAAUACAUCAUGUAUUACUUGUUACACUUGGUUAUUAAAGUAAGCCAGCUGGGAGAUCCCCAAAUCACACAGAAGAGCCUCCAUUCACUGCUGUUCACAUAUUAUCUGCUUUGAAUCGUCAUGAAAGCGGUUCACGUCUCCUUUGAAGGAACUUUCUCAGAGGUUUCAACUCUCUCUGACUUUCUCCCGAAUGUCUUUACCCUCUGAUUGACGAGAACAUGUUAACUUGUCGUCUUAUCUCCAUUUCAUUGAUUGUUGAUUGAUUUGUGGGUCGAUUAAAAGGCCCAUAGCGAGGUUCAGCGGUGUUGAAGGCCGUCUUUGAAGGCGCCUGUCAGCAGAUGAAUAAUGUAAUGAUAUGGUGAUCGACUCUCUCUUCAUUCACUGCAUGCUCCUCUUUCCGUACGCCUCCCAAUGCUGUUUGGUCUUCCUUUUUCAGUUUGGAAUAGCAGGUGAGGGGAGCGGCCCUCCUAAGUAAACAUCUGUUUCUGGUCUGCGGUUCGAUUGUCUGUUUUUUAAAACGAACAACUCUUAAGGUUUUCCUCCAGAGUGUACACUAAGGCUCUAUCCCAGUGCGACAUGUAGGAAGCCGUCCUAAAGCCAUCUGGAUUGAGCUGCAUUACAUGUGGGAAGCCACAGUGUCCUCAGCACUUCCAUCUGUCUGUAACAUAUUUAUCCAGCAUGUGAGGCACAGAUGGGAGAGCUGAAGGUCUGUUUAUCUUUAAGUAAAGCCCGGACAGUUUGCAGUUACCCUGCAGGCAGUUGGUGAUGUGAAUUUUAGCAAACAACCCCGAUCCUGCUGAUAAAACAUUAACCAGUUAGCUGCUACUCCUCAAAUGAUAUGCAUGAGGGUUAGUUAUUACAGAGAUAAAGUAUUCAGAGUGUGCAUGAAGACUGGAAACAGUUAGGAUGAUUCUACCUCAUGUGUUUAACACGUAAACAUAAAAUAGAAAUGUGACAUUGUCGUUUUACUGCAGGACUAUCUAUUGAUGUGGCCUCUUUAUAACCCCAAAACGUCAAACUGUGCCUUUUUAAAAUAUACAACUGUUUUAGAGACAUUCUGUCAGCGUACAAACAAAUGGGACCAAGAACACAAAGUGAUCUCCCUGGUAGAGGUAACAGCUGGAGCAUAUCAAGAGAAAUAAAACAUUUCUCUCCACAUCACUGCACGUAAAGUAUUUCCUUUGUCGAGCUGUCUCUCCAUCUUUAGCUGGCAAUCCAGUAAUUAAACCGGAUUAAAGAUGGUCUGCUGGUUAUUGAACUUUGUGUAAACUGCUGUCAGUUUAUAGACAUUUAUAUAUCAUCAUUAUAGUUUAUUGCACAGCUCUAGUUACAACAUUGUAGCUGUGUGUUGGUCUCUGAAUACGGUCUGAAUAAGUCAUGUACAGUGGUACUUGGGAAAUAUGAUCUCUUGAGGCACAACUGGUAGUUAGUCCAACACUUAGGUCCUGCAUUUAUUUAUGCAAUUCAAUUAUACGUUGACACGAGGAGGGACAAUUUACACCUUGAGAAACUGGCCUUUAAGUUGAGUGCAGUGGUUUAAAACGCAGUAGAUUUUGUCUUUUCACAUUUGCAGCAACAUUAUUCUUGUGUCAGUUGUUCCUUCUACUAGAGACAAUAUCCCCCUCUGAAGACAUGAUGGUGCCAAAUGUAAUUUGAAUAACAGCCAGUCUGAGAUAAUGUUUGUCUGGUCUGCUCACCUCUGGCACUUUUCAUCUUGUCUCAUGCUCCUCUACAUCAAACUUAGAUAUUGCUUUACCACUAAUGCACCAGUUUAAUGAAAUACAGAUGGACUGCCCUUCUUUACAGAUGGCGACAGUGUGCUUCGUACCUUCUUUUGCAGAAUUUGAUUUUAUAUCGUUAACAGGUAUUUCUCCAGUUGGAAUCUUUAUUUGUCAUAACUUUAAACCUUAUAUGAUGAUAGAAAGAACUUUGAUGAAAGGAUAAUCUUUUUACUGUACCCGGGGGGGUGAUACUUAAGUGAACACGGGGCUAGUUUUGGUCUUCACUCUUGUUGACAUGGAAAAUCCCCUCAGUCUGGACUUUCCUCCAUGCGAAGCCUUCAUGACUCAGAUUUUCCUCUUUCCCGCUGACUUCUAUAAACACACUUGUCACGUUUCAGGUUUUUCUAACUCUCCACAGUGGUAGAGGUCCCACUGCUUCUCUUCAGCCGACUCAACAACAUGCAUUGUUCUUUUGUUUUUCAUGCCCUCAGUGUUGGAGAAGAGAGAGACGGAGAGAGGACGAAGAUCUGCUCACCGGUGUGAGCUCCUGGGAUGCUCCACCGACCCAUCCGCCAUGCUUUUCUAAGGCCUCCAGAAGCUAAAGACAGGGUGUCAUUAACAGAGAGAGUGACCCCUCUGAGCUGCCACCAUGGCCCUGGUUCAGGCUCUGCCCAUAUCUGGUGAGCCACACAACCCAGGCCACAGUGGAGGACCCCGCAGGAGACACCCCUCCAGCUCUUCACCCCCCAUCAACGCACCCCCCUCCGCUCUGGAUCCUAUGGGUUCUGUCAGCAGCCUCAUCGCCACCCGCCCCGGCCCCUACCAGGACCACCGGUCUGUCGUUGAGCUUGGAGCGAGGGUGCGACGGCCCACGCCAGGCGCCUCCUUCCUGGGCUCUGAGUCGCCCUUAGACCCUCUAUUACUUCAGAGCAUCCCGCCGUUCAAGCAACAGAGCUCCACGACUUCCAGCAAGGGGCUGGAGAAGGAGGGUGGGAACGGGAACUACACCUAUCUGAAUGAGGACUAUAUAGGCGACUGGAACGACAACCAUGUAACACGAGCCAGCCCAGGAAGUGAUGCAGGCGAGACUAAAGGAUCAGGGUUGAAUGGGAACAUGGGGGGACCUCCUCCAAAAUUGAUCCCUGUGUCUGGGAAACUGGAGAAGAACAUGGAGAAAACAGUGCUGCGGCCCACCGCCUUCAAACCCGUCAUUCCCAAGAGCCGCUCCUCCAUGCAGUACCUCUCCCCUCGCCACUGUGCCAACAUAUCAGAAAGCCAAAAUAACCUGAACCUGCUGAGCCCCACCCACAUCGAAGUUUCGCCCUCCUCCUCUGAGAAAACCAGCUUGUACAGCCGGGCCCGCAUCAGCUGCCAGCUGACCGACUCCGGGCGCAACUCCCUCUGCAGCCUCCCACCUUACGGCAGCGGCGGCGGCUACAGUCUGGCAUCAGGAGAGGCCUCCGCUGGCCACCUGGAGCCCAUGAAGAGCGCUCCGCCGGUCAGCGGACACGGACACUCCAACUCGGACAGCGGGCGCUCGUCCUCCAGUAAGAGCACAGGCUCCGGCUCCAUAAGUGGCCGAGGUCAGCCUCUGUCGGACAGCGGGUCCAGCGGGCGCUCCCCUGGCCCGGUGGAGGGAUACGAGGGAGUGGUGAGGGAGCUGGAGGACAAGCUGAGGGAGAGAGAGCUGGAGCUGCAGCAGCUCAGAGACAACCUGGAUGAGAACGAGGCUGCAAUUUGUCAGGUUUAUGAGGAGAAGCAGAAGCGCUUCGAGCUGGAGCUGGAGGAGCUGAGGCAGGGCUGUGCCACCAGGAUGCAGACGGCCUCGCAGAAGGCCCAGCGUGCACAGCAGGUGCUCCAGUUGCAGGUUUAUCAGCUCCAGCAGGAGAAGAAGAAGCUGCAGGAGGACUUUACUCAGCUUCUGAAGGAGCGGGAGCAGCUGGAGGAGCGCUGCACCUCCUUUGAGCACGAGAAGAUCCAGCUGGGGCCUCGACUGGAGGAGAGCAAGUGGGAGGUCUGUCAGAAGUCGGGGGAAAUCUCGUUGCUGAAGCAGCAGCUGAAGGAGGUGCAGGGAGAGUUAUCCCAGCGCGUGGGAGAGAUCGUCUCACUGCGGGGUCAACACAGAGAGACUCGCGGUGAGCUGACCAACACCCAGGUCCAGCUCCAGGAGGCCCACGGCACGACCCGCACGCGAACCCUGGAGCUGGAGGUGUGCGAGAACGAGCUUCAGCGUCGCAAGAGCGAAGUGGAGCUGCUCAGAGAAAAAGUGGCACGCCUCGAGGGAGAGCUGUCUCACCUCAGAGACGCGUUGGCCAAUCAGGGCUCAGGAAACAGACAGUGCCAGGUGUUCCAGGAGGCAGAGGAGCACCUGCUCGCCUACGAGAGCGACGAGGCGAAGGCCCAGCGGAAGAGCGGCGCCGAGGCCCUGCAGAACAUGAAGGCGCAGAUGGACAGGAUGAGGGCCGAGUUGGCUUUUGAGCUCCAGCGGGCCGAGCAGCAGACGGGAGGCUUCGAGGAGGAGCGCCGGAUAUGGCAGGAGGAGAAGGACAAAGUUAUCCGCUACCAGAAGCAGCUGCAGCAGAACUACGUGCAGAUGUACCGCAGGAACCGAGAGCUGGAGCAGCUCCUGCAGGAGCUCAGUCAGGAACUGGAGAGCAGAGAGGAGGACGAGGGCAGCGGCAACGAGAUCAACUUUGAUGAGAUCGCCGCCACGGAAAUUUGACCCCCCGUGUCUCUCCAUCUUUUGAUUUGCACUACUGUCAGCUAAAUGUUGUUGUUUCCCCCCGCUACAUGUCACAGAUCUGAUCUCUAUUGUGCUGUUUAAGAUGACAAAUAAGCAGAUAUCACAAAUAAAAAGACAAACAUCUUUAGUGUAAAAUCAGCCACACUUCAGUUCUUUUCUCCAAGGAAGCUUGAAAGCCAGUGACUUAUCAGUCGUUAGUAGGCCAGCUCAGUCCUCUUCUGCCUCUCCGUUAAUGUCUCUGUAACUAACUAGACAUCUCUCCCAUUUCAUGCAUUUGUGGGAGAAUUUGUUAUGUAUGAGUAACUUCACUCAACCUUUCACUCUCCUCCUCCUGAGUUGGUCAUGACUCCAACUCGCCUGCUGGGUUUAACGCCACACUCCCACUCCGUGUUAGCAGUCAGCUCUCAUUAGCGCAGUUAAUUUAGACGGAGCCCACGCUUGUUGUCCGCUGUUCAGCGUGUCACGAUAAGAGCGAGUGAAUCAGAGCCGGGUGAUGAUGACGCUGGAUGCAAACUCAUCAUGACCAACAAGUAAACAGUAGAUGUUUCCAAAAUAUGUCUACUUCCUAAAUUUGUAGGGACAAAAACACUCAAAUUUUCCAAUCAUAUAGAGCACACAUUUCUUGUUUUUAUCAAACAAAGUUAAAGCCCUCCUUCAAUUGUUCUCACAUAUCUUGAACAAAUCAUGAAAACUACCGAGUGGCUAUGAUAUAGAGUAGUGAUUUCAGACUCAACCCUGAAACCACAGCGGUUAAAUGGAAUUGAAUCACACCUGUGUGGUGCUCCUACAGUGACAUGUUUAAUUGUUUUCUAUUGGGUCAAUCAAGGAAGCAACUGAAGCUUCUUAAAUCACAUUAAUGCGAAACCUGUGAUUUCUGCCUCCCAAAGAACUCGCAACACCAAACUGCUGCCUUCAAUUCUUGUCUUUUGUUGCGUUCGCUUGCUCCUCGGUAGGUCUCUGUUUGGAAGUCGCUCUUCAUGAACUUUUAAGUCUUAAUGUGGAAACACAGAUGCUCAAAGAUGUGUUGUGUUACUCAGAGCGUAUAAACAACACGCGAUAGCUGUUUCCUUUCCCUAAAACCACUAAAAUAAUGCUUUACUGCCUCGUUGUCGGGGUUAAUGCUAAUAAAUAACUUUUCUAACGCAUCUACUAUGUGGACGGAAACUAACAGUUGCAACCUAAUAACAUGUAACGAAUUACAUGUGAGCAAAAAAUGUAUAUAAUGUAUGUGAAUUGAUUAAAAAGUUUCUUACUUUCCAUCAUGUUUUGUUCACAUGAAUUUUACCUGUCGGGAAGUCAUUUUUCUAAUAAUUCCAGCAACACACGAAUGCAGCAUUUGUUACGUUAGACAAACUAUAAUGCUAUAAUAACUAGACCUUUGUGAUAAACAGUGUUGAGAGUCCUCGGAAGGUAAGAAUCACAUUGAUAUUAUAAUGUAUAAGGUAUAAAACCAAAUUAAUAUUGACUCAUAGUACAGAGUAUACCCUUAUAUCGCCCAUUCCUACUGUUUUAAAUUAGUUCUACUAGUCAUAGUAACUUACAUAAAACCAAAAGUAUAACACCUGAUCAUCAGUGUGGGAAUUCAGUGUAUUUUUCCAGUAAAACGGAAAUGUUUUACACUUAAGAAAACUGCUUAUAAGAGGUUGAUUACUGUGUGUGUGUGACAGGAAACACACACUUGUGUUUUCCCACCAACCUUCACAGCAUAAGCUCCGUUUCAUGUUUAUUUACUUCCCCGUACGACAGAACCGAGAGAAAACUGACUUUUUGUUCCUCCAUCACUGCCGAUUGAACCGUCGUCCUCCGUAAAUAACUGACCAAUCGCAACGGUUUCUUCCUGGAGGUGUCGGUCCAUCUCAAAACAAAUACAAGCAGAGCCACUGUGAAUAGACCAAAGCAAUGUCGCACAUUAUAUGUUGCUCCUACAGAUACCUGUGUAUUAAUGUUUGUGUGGAUGUUUGUUCUGGUUCCUCAGUAUCAUUUUAUAAUCCACAAUAUUUGUAUGAAGACAUUAAAUGUAUAUUUUCAUGCUGUAUAUCUGUUGAACAAACCUACAAUGCUUUUAAUUAAAAAAAAGACAUUUCAAA